AUGGGCCAGUAUGGUCGCCCCAGUAUGCUGUGGAGCAUGCUGGUGCAGGUGAGGUUACAGUGCACCAGUGCUUCUGCCAUCGCACGUUACGCGCGUAACGGUCAACUAGACCAUGCUCGCAAGGUGUUCGACGAAACGCCUCUCUCUCACAGAACCAUCUCUUCGUGGAAUGCGAUGGUCGCCGCGUACUUCGAAGCCCGACAACCCCACGAAGCCCUCCUUCUGUUCGAGAAAAUGCCCCAGAGAAACACCGUCUCUUGGAACGGCCUGAUCUCCGGCCACAUAAAAAACGGAAUGCUACUCGAGGCGCGCAGAGUGUUCGAUGCAAUGCCCGACCGCAACGUCGUUUCGUGGACUUCCAUGGUCCGAGGCUAUGUGCGAAUCGGCAAUAUAGCCGAAGCAGAGUCGCUUUUCUGGUUGAUGCCCCACAAGAACGUGGUGUCGUGGACAGUCAUGCUUGGUGGGUUGCUGCAAGAGGUCCGUAUUGAGGAUGCGCGCAAGCUGUUUGAUAUGAUGCCUGAAAAGGAUGUGGUAGCGGUUACCAACAUGAUUAGAGGGUAUUGUGAGGAGGGUCGUUUGAACGAGGCGCGUGCGCUGUUUGAUCAAAUGCCUAAGAGGAAUGUGGUUACUUGGACUACUAUGGUUUCCGGGUAUGCUAGGAAUAGGAGGGUGGAUGUUGCGAGGAAGCUUUUUGAAGUGAUGCCGGAGAGGAAUGAAGUGUCUUGGACGGCUAUGCUUAUGGGGUAUACUCAUAGUGGGAGGAUGAACGAGGCUUCUGAGUUUUUUGACGUGAUGCCGGUGAAGUCGGUUGUUGCUUGCAAUGAGAUGAUCAUGGGGUUUGGGCUUGAUGGAGAGGUGGAUAAGGCAAGGCGGGUGUUUGAGGAAAUGAAGGAGACGGAUGAUGGAACUUGGAGUGCCAUGAUUAAGGUGUACGAGAGGAAAGGGUAUGAGUCGGAAGCGUUGGGUUUGUUUCGGAGGAUGCAGAGAGAAGGGGUUGGACUGAAUUUCCCAUCAUUAAUUAGUGUUCUUUCUGUGUGUGCCAGCCUGGCCAGUCUUGACUAUGGUAGUCAGGUGCAUGCCCAAUUGGUGAGAUCUGAAUUUGAUCAGGAUUUAUAUGUUGCGUCGAUCUUAAUUACAAUGUAUGUUAAGUGUGGCAAUCUUGUGAGAGCAAAACAGAUUUUUGACAGGUUUCCUUUGAAGGAUAUUGUUAUGUGGAACUCUAUGAUCACUGGUUAUUCUCAGCAUGGAUUGGGGGAGGAAGCUUUGAAUGUUUUCCAUAAUAUGUGCUCGGCGGGGGUUCCACCAGAUGAUGUUACUUUCAUUGGAGUUCUUUCAGCAUGUAGCUAUAGUGGCAAGGUGAAAGAAGGGCUUGAAUUGUUUGAAUCAAUGAAAUGCAAAUAUCAAGUGGAACCGGGAAUUGAACACUAUGCAUGCCUGGUUGAUUUGCUAGGCCGAGCAGGCCAAGUUAAUGAUGCAAUGAAACUAGUAGAAAAGAUGCCAAUGGAACCUGAUGCUAUUGUUUGGGGUGCACUGUUGGGAGCAUGCAGAAUUCAUAUGAAGCUGGAUUUGGCUGAAGUUGCGGUUGAGAAACUUGCCCAGCUAGAACCUAAAAACGCUGGACCUUACGUCUUGCUUUCAAAUAUGUAUGCAAGUAGAGGAAGAUGGGGAGAUGUUGAAGUCCUUAGGAAGAAAAUAAAAGCUAGGAGUGUUAUCAAAUUGCCUGGCUGUAGUUGGAUUGAGGUGGAGAAAAAGGUACAUAUGUUCACUGGAGGAGACAGCAAGGGCCACCCUGAGCAGCCUAUUAUCAUGAAAAUGUUGGAGAAGUUAGGUGGAUUGUUGAGGGAAGCUGGGUACUGUCCUGAUGGUAGCUUUGUCCUUCACGAUGUGGAUGAGGAAGAGAAGACACAUAGCUUGGGUUAUCAUAGUGAAAAACUAGCUGUAGCAUAUGGACUCCUAAAAGUGCCUGAAGGAAUGCCAAUUAGAGUUAUGAAAAAUUUGCGGGUUUGUGGUGAUUGCCAUUCUGCAAUUAAAUUGAUUGCAAAAGUCACUGGGAGGGAGAUCAUUUUGAGGGAUGCUAAUAGAUUUCAUCAUUUUAAGGAUGGUUGCUGUUCUUGCAAGGACUAUUGGUGA
Messenger RNA from Sphenostylis stenocarpa, 2130 nucleotides. Lineage: Eukaryota; Viridiplantae; Streptophyta; Magnoliopsida; Fabales; Fabaceae. The record is from the annotation of a GenBank genome assembly.